AUGAAGGUCACCGCUGCUGUUGCUGCCGUCGCGGCUUUCGCCUCCACCGCCUCCGCUGGUGUCGCCACCUGGUCUGACUGGAGCUCCUCGACCACCACAACCACCACUCCCGCCGCUGCCGCCAAGACCACCACUUCCUCCCACUCCUGGGCUGACUGGACCACCAGCUCCAGCGCUGCGGCCGCUACCACCACCACCGUCAAGAGCGUUGCCGACUCGAGCACUCACACCUGGGCCGACUGGUCCUCCAGCGCCCCAGUCAGCUAUACGACCACCGUUGUGAGUGCUAUUACGACUUACGUUCCCGGGGCAACGUCGUUCAACCACGCUGGCAAGACCUAUGAGAUCUCAUCAGCCACGACAUUGACUAUCACUGAUUGCCCGUGCACCAUUUCUGUUCCCGUCUACACCAAGACCUCCACAUCUUGCAGCACCCCUGAGGCCUCCGCAACCUGGUCUGACUGGACCACGUCGACCGCCGAGGUCGCCACCUCGUACACUCCCGUUGCUGCUGAGAGCACCACCGCUGUCUGGUCCAGCUACGCCCCGUCCAGCACCGUUGCCGCUGUGGCCACCUACACCGGUGCUGCCAACGCCCUCGUUGCCAACGUCGGCGCUGGUCUUGCUGGUGUUGGUGCCAUCGCUGCCUUCCUCCUGUAA
Molecule: messenger RNA, 660 nt
Organism: Cladophialophora carrionii CBS 160.54
Lineage: Eukaryota; Fungi; Ascomycota; Eurotiomycetes; Chaetothyriales; Herpotrichiellaceae
Exons: 2
Coding region: 1-660 (219 amino acids)
Biological process (GO): fungal-type cell wall organization
Cellular component (GO): fungal-type cell wall
Molecular function (GO): structural constituent of cell wall
Source: RefSeq, a predicted model, not a curated record